AUGGCAUCCCGCCUGGCCCUGGCCCUUCUCCUCGGGCUCGUCAUCGCCGUGCUUCCCGGAGAGGCGCGAGACGACACUGGGUCCGGAAACUCCGGAGAACUCUUGGGAACGGAAAGCGACAAGCCUGCACUACUCGACCAGGAAGGGGACAUUUCGCGGAGCAAGCGCACUUGGACUCUUCCAGAAGCACGAAAAUGCCGUAACCAGCCCUGCUGCAUGCGGCGGUGCGCGGGGGAUUUCUACCCUUUCACCAUCGGCAUCUACCAUCGCAAGGGCGGCGGCCGGGGGAACCACCGCGGGUGCUGGUGCUACCGCCUGCCGUUCUGAGCUGUUCUACGGCCACCCGCAGGCACUGGCCGGUGCCGAACACGGGAAGUAUUAACUAAGAUACGGAAAAGAACUUCCUAAUUCCUCGUCGUACAAAAGUGGUGGAGUACAAAUUAUAUUUGUACUAUCAGAAGACGAGUAACAAGGAUGGAUAAAUCAGAAUG
Molecule: messenger RNA, 491 nt
Organism: Branchiostoma belcheri (Belcher's lancelet)
Lineage: Eukaryota; Metazoa; Chordata; Leptocardii; Amphioxiformes; Branchiostomatidae
Exons: 4
Coding region: 1-327 (108 amino acids)
Source: RefSeq, a predicted model, not a curated record